Molecule: messenger RNA, 877 nt
Organism: Anoplophora glabripennis (Asian longhorned beetle)
Lineage: Eukaryota; Metazoa; Arthropoda; Insecta; Coleoptera; Cerambycidae
Gene: Rpp25
Product: ribonuclease P protein subunit p25-like protein
Exons: 4
Coding region: 188-856 (222 amino acids)
Biological process (GO): tRNA 5'-leader removal
Cellular component (GO): ribonuclease MRP complex
Molecular function (GO): RNA binding
Source: RefSeq, a predicted model, not a curated record
CUCUGUUUUGUGGUUCGAGAGGAAUGUAAACAUAACCUUACUUUGAACUAGUCUUUGUAGCUUUAGCUUUUAUGAAAGUGUUGAAUUUAAUAUCUGCAGAGCAUACAAACUCAAAAAUAAGAAAUAGCAGAGAGAUUGUUUUAAUUAAAUGAUUUAAAAACACUUAUUUCCCAGCCAAGUGAAUUUUAUGAUAAUUAGUACCACCGUCCAAGAUGUUAGCAAUAUAAAAAUUAUUUUUGGAAGAAUCACUAAAGAAUUUUUAUUUGUAGCAAUGGAAAACUAUCGUAAAGGUAAAAAUAUAGAAGAACCUUUAGAACGGAAUAAAAUAGCUAUACCGAACCUCCCCGAUAAUUUUCUUUGGAUGCAAGUGAAAGGUGGUAGCAAAAUUAGGAACCUUCUAUCAUACGCUUUGAAGGAAUUUACGACUGUUAACUCACUGGUAUGGACUGGCUCAGGUACAUCAGUCGGAAAAGCUAUCACUUGUGCAGAAAUCAUGAAACGCGAAUGUAAUAAUUCGUUACAUCAGAUUACCAAGUUGUGUUAUAGGCUUGUGGAGGAAUUCUGGGACCCUUUAAAUCCAGAGCUAGAUCAAAUAGUUGUAAAACGAAAAUUACCAAUGAUACACAUUUAUUUAUCGAAAGAUCCUUUAAAUACAGAGGAACUUGGUUAUCAAGCGCCUGGUGUUUUUAUUCCAUAUAAUCCAAAUGAAAAUGGUUCUUUAAAUAGAAGACAGAAUCAGAAUAAAAAAAAUACAAAUACAAGGCGAUAUAUGGACUCAAAAAAGAAGAGAAAUACAUCUGGCAAAGAUGAUCCUGCAAGUAGUUCUAGUAAUACAAACGUUAAAAGUAACAGGUAGUAAAUAAAAUGGUUCACACUA